This is a messenger RNA of Papaver somniferum (opium poppy), 576 nucleotides long. Its product is annotated as pre-mRNA-splicing factor 38B-like. Bases 1 to 576 code for a protein of 191 amino acids. The record is from RefSeq and is a predicted model, not a curated record. NCBI's taxonomy places the organism in Eukaryota, Viridiplantae, Streptophyta, Magnoliopsida, Ranunculales, Papaveraceae. The transcript has a single exon.
AUGAGUGUUCAUACUGGAGAAGAAACACAAAGGACUGGAAUACCAGGAAGAAUUGAUGGAAAUGAAGAAGAUAUGACAAUUGCAGAACUUAGACAAAGAUUGAUUGCAGAACGGAGAAGAGAUGACGAAGAGCGUGUGAAUACGAUUCGUCAAAAUGAUGAUCUGAGAGAAGAAAAUCUUAGGUUACAUGAACAGAGAUCAAGAAGUGCUACAAGGUCAAGAUCAAGGUCAAGAUCAAGGUCAAGAAGAAGUUCAUCAAAACAAAGUCAAUCUAACCGUGAAAAUGAUAGGCAAAGACAUCGCAUGGAAGUUAUUGAAGAAAAUUCGCAAGAAAAUAACAAUUCACAGGAUCAACAGGAGAGAAGAUGUACAAUUCAAGAUCGAGGAACUAAACGAUAUGAACAUCCACGUGAGCUUCUUCGUCGCACACAUCAUAAUAUUGAAAAAGAGGAAGAUGAUCCAAGACAAGAGAAGAUGAUGUUACAUGGAAGAGAAAUGGUGAGGAAUCAGUAUGAGCGCGAAGAGGAGAUUACACAUGCGGGAGAUGAAAGAAAUAGACAAAGAAGAAGAGAAUAA